This is a messenger RNA of Prosopis cineraria, 2297 nucleotides long. RefSeq lists its product as uncharacterized. Gene Ontology annotation, molecular function: ubiquitin protein ligase activity; zinc ion binding; ubiquitin conjugating enzyme binding. The record is from RefSeq and is a predicted model, not a curated record. Bases 397 to 1890 code for a protein of 497 amino acids. Gene Ontology annotation, biological process: ubiquitin-dependent protein catabolic process; positive regulation of proteasomal ubiquitin-dependent protein catabolic process; protein polyubiquitination. Lineage: Eukaryota; Viridiplantae; Streptophyta; Magnoliopsida; Fabales; Fabaceae. The transcript is spliced from 7 exons. Gene Ontology annotation, cellular component: cytoplasm; ubiquitin ligase complex.
UUGAUCGUUUUGACCAAUUUCCCCCUAUUCUUUGAUCGUAGUAGCACUUGGUUGUGGCGGUGGGUGUUUUUACAGUGAUGUUUGAGGCGUGUCAGGGGCAGGUGAAGCUCCCUUCAAGUACCACAAACCUCGUGAUUCCCAGCCGAUGUGGAGGAAUCAAGGUGGAAAGCGCAACGUCCGCUUCGCCCUGAAAUCUGAAUUGGAUUCUUCUAAUUCUGAGGUUGAUCGUUCGCUUAAAGAAUUAAGUAUUCGCGAGGAGGUUGAUGGCGAGAACUGGACCAUGGGAACAAGGACGGUUUGGAGCUGAAGAAUGAAGUAGGAAAUGACACGGAAAAUAAUCAUGUGGAUGAUUCAAACAAGGAAGGGGACAAUAUUUUUAGUAGACUGCAUAAGCUAAUGAGGGAUGCAGGAGAGUCGGAAUUGUCAGAGGAACAGCUGAGUAUAAAUGAUCAAUUGCAAGGGGACGAGUUACUUGCAUUGGAGUCAAUUUAUGGAGAAGAUGUCUUCAACCUCGAGAGAUGGAAAGCUCUCCGAUGUUUUCAGAUACGCAUACACAUUGAAGUUUUAGAUGAAAUUUCCAUCACAGCUAAGCUGAAUUCUACUAAUGAGCAUAGGACUGCUAGCACCAAUGCAGAUGACUUCUCAUACUCUUUUGAAGUUCAAUAUCUUCCACCUAUUAUUUUGACAUGUUUAUUGCCAAGGUCAUACCCAAGCCAUCAACCACCGCUUUUUAUAAUUUCUGUUAAGUGGUUGGACUCCACAAGAAUUUCUAGCCUAUGCUCUAUGUUGGAUUCAAUAUGGACUGAGCAGCAAGGGCAGGAAGUUAUAUACCAGUGGGUAGAAUGGUUACAUGGUUCUUCUCUUUCUCAUCUGGGAUUUGAGAAAGAGAUUACUCUUGGUCCUUAUGGCAUGAAACAUGUUGGAGAUGAGCGCGCAGUCUCAGGAGCUGUGUCCCUAGAGUUUGAUAUUCCAUCAUUACAAAAUUACAACAAUGAGAGAGAUCACGAGAACUUCCUUAAAGAAAUGCAUGAAUGCUGCAUUUGCUUCAGUGUAUAUGCAGGUACAGAGUUUGCUCAAUUAUCGUGUCUGCAUUAUUUUUGCCUAAAAUGCUUGAAGACUUUUGCCCAGAUGCAUGUCAAAGAAGGCACCAUCAAUAAUCUUCAAUGUCCCAAUUCAAAAUGUGCUGUUAUGAUUCCACCUGGUCUGUUAAAACGCUUGCUUGAUGAUAAAGAGUAUGAACGCUGGGAAUCUUUGAUGUUGGAGAAAACACUUGCAUCAAUGUCUGAUGUUGCUUAUUGCCCAAGAUGUGAAACUCCUUGUAUAGAAGAUGAAGAACAGCAUGCUCAAUGCUCUAGAUGCUUCUUUAGCUUUUGUACCCUUUGUAGGGAGCGACGCCAUGUUGGCAUAGCAUGCAUGACCCUAGACAUGAAACUCAAAAUUUUACAAGAACGCCAGAAUUCAUCUCAAUUAAAGGAUGCUCAGAAGCUGAGGGAACGUGAAAUGAUUAAUGAAAUGCUCAGCAUCAAAGAAAUUCAUCGCGAUUCUAAGCUAUGCCCUUCUUGUCAAAUGGCUAUUUCCCGAACUGAAGGUUGCAAUAAAAUGGUUUGCGGUAAUUGUGGUCAAUAUUUCUGUUACCGCUGCAACAAAACACUUGAUGAAUCUGAUCCUUACGGACAUUUCAGGGAUGGGUACUGUGACUUGUUCCCACAAGAAGAGGCUUGGCAAGAACGCAUAAACUACCGUCAAGUGGUAGGACAGUUACAAGCUGAACUCUUUUUUCAACGUGGCCAGCGAUGUCCUAAUUGUCGUCAAUUUAAUGCAAAGAUUGGAAACAAUAACCACAUGUUUUGCUGGCAUGCCAAAGCCAUUAUUGCUACUCUUGCAAGGUGAUUGUUAGGCGUAGCACGCAGCAUUAUGGACCCAAGGGUUGCAAACAGCACUCCGAUGAUUAGUGAGGAGCACAAUUGUUGUAUCCUGGUGGAGAUGAAUUUGCUUACAAUGCAAGUUAUGAACUCAUCGAUAUACACGAUAUAAGAUAUGGCUACAAUUACAUGUCCAUGCAGGGCUGUCAGAAUAUAUUGGCAACUGGCUUUAGUUUUGGAAUAGACUGAGUGGAGAAAUUAAUGCAAUUGUGGACUGUUAGAUUGAUUUUGGUGGCCUAAAUUUAGCUUGUAUCAUUAAAUUUUGAUUUGAAGGAUUUAGAAUUGCUGUGAAGACAUAGUGAGGGGAAAUUAAGUUUCUUUUGAUCUGUUGUAGUUUGCGUGAUAAAUAUUAAUCAAUGAAUUCAUGCGUAUAUA